CCCGGAUGGGGUGCGCGCCAUUUUCAAACGUCCUACCGCCGGGAUUCGGGCCCUCCCUCGGAAGGGGAGGACGACAGUGAUCGAUGCCGCGGGUUGAGGACCGGGAGGGCAGCGGAAAUUCACUUGAAUUUGCAGUGAAGCAUAUCUUGACAUGACCACCUCUUCAGAGAGAAAGUUUGUAAACCUGCGAAAGCGUUUGGAUCAACUUGGCUAUAGGCAGCCCCUUGGGAUAGAGACACUCCCACUGGUGGAAAAUCUUUUCAGUGAUUUAGUACACACAACAGAAAGCCUUCGCAAUGCCAAACUGUCAUCUGGAAAAACAGAAAAAGAGAGCAAGAACCUGGAUUCUGUGCUUGAGCCAUAUAGAACUGAGAAUGCGCGUCUUGUCCAGGAGAACAACAAGCUUCACCAGGAAUUACUGAGAUUAAAAGAGGAAUCAGAUCAGCAGAUCAAAGAUUUAAAAUAUAGCAUUAGAAAAUUGGAACAUGACACUGCAGAUCUGAAGUUCCUAAAUAACCAGUAUGUACAUAAAGUACGAUCUCUAGAGAAGGAAGGUAAAGCAAAGACUGAAAAGAUCCUGCAUUUACAAGAGAAAAACCUGCAGGCAGUGAUACAAACUCCAGGUGGCAAAAAGCGCAACAUCCCAUUUCGUCGACAGCGAAUGCAAAUUGAUCAGGCGGUUCCUCCAUCUGCGAUUGCAUCAGCACCACAAAUUCAUACUGAAGAUCCUUACCAUCUGGACCUAUUGAAUGUAGCUGAUGAUAGAAUAAUGGGUCUUCAAGACACAGUUAAUAAUCUCAAGGCUGAACUGGAUAAAUCAGAUCGUGAGAUGAGAAAAUUUCAGAGGCAGGUUGAAGCAAGAGAUGAGGAAAUAGAGCGCCUGAACCGAACACUGGAAGGUGGUCGGCCUCAUGAUGUCAUCUCCCUUGAAGCUAAAAGUAAAAGUAAUGAACGUCUUAUAGCACACUUAAACUUACAGGUUGAAUACCUUCAGAGAACUAACUGUGAUUUGGAGAAGCAGAUGAAAGAACUUCUGGAGAAAAAAAGUGAGGCAGCAAAUGAGGUUGUAAACCUGAGCACUAAAAAUGAGCACUUAUGUAAUGAAUUGAAUGAGAUUGACCAUUUGGCACAACAGUUGCAACGGGAUAAAGAAAUUGCCCUAGAAAUUGCUGAUAAAGAAAUUCAAGAAGCAAAGGAUGAAAUCAAGAAACAGCAUCGAGAAUUGGAAGGGUUUGAAGAAACAAUUGCUAGACUGACCAGAGAAUUGACUGCAACACGUAAUAAUUACUGUAAGGUUCAAGAAGAGCUACAGUGUAAAUCCAAAGAAAAUCAAACACUUCAUGAUUUGUUAACUCAACUAAAGAAGGAAAAGCAAAGGCUGCAAGAGCGAGUUGAUAAGCAAAUAACAACAGAACGAGAAAUAGUGUUAGAAUUGGAAAGAAUGAGAACACAGCAUGGUAUUCUAAAAGGAGACACGUCAACGUCUCGUCUAGACAAAUUUGUAAAGACUUUAGAGGAAGAAAGGGAUCAUUACAAAUUUGAAGUAGAAUACCUGCAGGAUUUGGUAUCCGGAAGAAAAAGCCCAACCUGCUCUCCAAGACGUGGUCGGAGUCCAACGUGGACUUCACCUGUUAAGAGUAGUAGCCUCAGCUCAGAAUUGUUGCAGGUUAUCAGAGAGCGUGAUGAGUUGCAAUCAGUGCUUGACAAAUUCGAGCAACACAUGGCAGAAAUCCAGUCGAAUGUCAAGGUUCUGACAACAGAGCGAGACAAAUUGCUUAUGAUAUGUGAGCAGAAUCAAGAUGAAUUGGACAAAUUAAAAAAGGAGAUGCUAAUAUCACCAAUAUGUAAAAUGCGUAUGGAAGAAGAAAAAGUUGAAGCUAAAGCAAAAUUGAAGAGAAUAACAGCUGAGAGAGAUGAUCUGAGAGAGAGAAUGAAGGGUAUCCUUGAAACAUCUGAUUUUAACACAAAGCAGAUGGAGCAGCAAAUGUUACAGUUGGAAAAUAAAGUGUAUGAACUUGAUAAUGAAUGCUUCACUUUCAAGAAGAAGGUUGCAUCACAAAUGGAAGAUAUAGCAGCACUUGAAGAAAAAACCAAGCUUCAGUCACAAAAACUCUUGCAGACAAGUGAUGAUACUUCUCACCUAAAGGCAGAGCUGAGUUCAGUUAGGUUACAGAAUGAACACCUGGAGAAAUCUCUUGCAGAUGUGCAGCAUCGAUUGUCAAUGAAAACCAAGGAGCUCCAGGCAUUUCAAGAUCGGGUUACCAGACAUGAGGAAAGGCUAGGUGAAUUCAAUAGGCAAACUACUGCUCAACGAGAAGAAAUCAGUGCAUUAAAAAGUACGAUAUCUGCCCUGGAUCAAGAAAAAGAUUGCCUGCAGGAGGCUGUGGAUGACAAAACUGAGAAAAUUGCAACUUUAGAAGAUAAUCUUGCCAACAGGGAAAAGGCCUUAACUAAUAUGAAGAUUACUGUCACUGAACUGGAAUCUGCACUAGAUCUUUUGAACAACACUCUGAGUAACCGAGAUCGGGAAAUAAAUUCCUUACGUCGUCAGCUUGAUUCCAGUCGUAAGGAACUGGAGCAAAUCGAACAAUCUCGAGAUAAUGCUUUCAAAGAGAAUCAUUGCUUGCAAGAUGACUUGGCUCAAAUGACAAGAGAAAAUCAGGCAAUCAGCAGUGAACUCGAACAAGCUUUGCAUGAAAAGGAUGAUUUCAAAUCAAGAGUACAUAAUUACAUCAAUGAAGUGGCAAGAAUAGAAAGCUUAAUGGUUGCCAAGGAACAAGAGCUUCAUCACAUGCUGGAGCAGUUCCGACUGGCAACUAACCAGGCUGAAAACUGGGAGCAUAAGGCCCAUCAGGCAGAGGGAGAGAGCAGUUCAAUUCGCUUGGAGCUCCUGUCUGUAGAUACAGAAAGACGACAUCUUGAGGAGAAAGUGGUCAAGCUCGAAAGGGAAAUACAAGAGCACAUAUCUGCCCAACAAGCUUAUGAGAAAGAAAUAACAAAUUCUGCUAAAAGCAUGUCCAAACUGGAGGAAGAGCUACGACAGACACAAGCUGAAAAAUCUCGUGUGUUCGGAGAUUUGUCUGCAAUCAGGGAACUUUGUGCCCAACUAGAUUCUAAUAAGGACACCCUGUCACGGCAGCUUACUUCUAAAAGCAUGGAACAUGAAAGGGCUAUAAGUGAACUAGAAGAUAUAAAGGCUGAAAAUGAACUUAUAAAGAAACAGCUGAGCAGUGAAAGGGUCACCAUAAAGAACCUUGAGACAUUGUUAACAUCAACACGUGAAAAGGAGCUUCAGUGUCACCUCAUAAAGCAUGAAAAAGAGUCAGAGAUACAGCUUCUUGCAGACAAGCUUUCUCUCGCAGAAAGCAAAGUAUCUAGUCAGAAUCAUGAUUUAGUUCAGCUUCGUACAAAAUCUUCACAGCUUCAAACUGAGCUUGAUCUUAUGAAACGGCAACUCACAACAGAACGUUUUGAAAGAGAACGUGCAAUUCAGGAAAUGCGUCACCAUGGCCUUUCUACCACUGUCAGUUCUUUGUCCCCGCUUAGAACAUCGGGGAGCCCUCUUUGUCAUUCCCGGGAUGCAUGCUCCCCUAAAUGAGUAUCAGAAUGUUCUGCAGACCAUUAAAUUGCAAUUUUAGUUUAUUUUAAGGAGUAGACUUCAAGCAGACAAGUUGAAUAUUUCACAAAUGGAGCCACAGGUCUCUCCAAAGGACUAUUUGAGAAGUUGCACGCUGAAUCUUUUACAACAUUAAUUUCAUCAAUUUUUGUGUAACUUUGAAAUGAAGUAAACUUAAUUUCAGGAAUAUAUUAGAUUGUAUGGGCUAUCGUUAACUCAAGUAAUUGGCUGGUCUAACAUUCUACGCAACAUUUGUCAAUUUUGCUGUUUUAGUUUAUUAAAAAGAUCAGCAUUACUCCAAUAUUUCAAAAAAUAUCACUCAGUACUCUGACUUGGCUUUCUAUAUUUUAUAAAGUAGAGGUUUUUACACUCCAUACCCGUAUAUUGUUACAUGGCUCAAAAACGAAUAAGAUUGUAUGAUCUUUCAAAACAUUGCAGUAAUUAAAGCAUUAUAAUAAUAUACUGAUCUUAAUUUUUAAGAUAUUCUUUAUCCAUAAAACUGAAUUUAAUUCAUUGGAUCAAAUAGAGUAUACUAGAGUGACAAGUGAACCACAUUGCUUUUUGCUUUGCUAAAGAUGUAAGAAAGAAACUCAAGUAAGAACAUUCCCUUUUAAACUGGAGAUUCAAAUUGUAUAAUCUGAAAAUGGUGCCAAAUACUUAAUUGUUCAUAUAAAAUGGGUUACUGUGAUUUUCAGAGCUAAUGUGCCCAUACUGUACUGUAAAUAUCUGUAUUCUAUUGUGAAUGGUUGAAGAAAUUUUUAUUUGUAAAGAUAUUUUUAUACUGAAUUAGGUUUUCAGUGUUUCUAGUAAUUUAUUUUUUGAAACAUCUCCUCACAGCAACUAAAACAACUUUUUGCUACCAGUGGCCAAGUUGCCCUUUUUUAAUAACUAUCUUUGCUUUGUCAAUGUAAAAUCAGUUUUGCCAUUACAAGUUCUCUACUGAUGUAACAAUAGUGAAAUAGAUUUACAGCUUUUAGUAAAGGCACAGGAGGCUAUAUAUAACUAAUAAAUCAGCAUAAAUUUGUGGGAAAUUAACAAUGAAUUCUGCAGAUUAAUUCAUGAGCAUAAAUUUGCUUAAUUAAGUAAAAAUCAUUGUUGAAUUAAAUGAUUUAAAUGGGUGUCACUGGUAGUUUGGAUAUUUUAAAGGGAAUUUUUUUCUCCAUUACAAAUUUGAUAUUCCAGAGUAACUUGAUAUACCAUAAUACCUUUGUUGCUUCAGAUCUGGUACAUUUGUUUAAUGUUGUUAUCAACUAACAUGAAUGAUGUUUGUGCCCUUUUUUUUGAGGAGAAAUCUCUUAUUUGAUACUUGGAAAUGUUACCUCUAAAGUAUCUUCAAUAUAGUCAUUUUCUGAAGAGCUAUUUUAGAUAUGCUUAUUGUUUUAUUUUUACUACGGAGCAUGGAUUUUGCCAAUUGUAAUUUAGCAUUUAUUUAUAAGAAAUAAAAAUGAUAUUUAUACUGUUAUGACAAAUAACUCCUGAAUUCUUGAUGUUUUUAAAUUAAACUUAAACUUGC
Messenger RNA from Mobula hypostoma (lesser devil ray), 5129 nucleotides. It is a transcript of the gene cep135, whose product is annotated as centrosomal protein 135. The transcript is spliced from 26 exons. The coding region runs from base 152 to 3598 and encodes 1148 amino acids. The record is from RefSeq and is a predicted model, not a curated record. NCBI's taxonomy places the organism in Eukaryota, Metazoa, Chordata, Chondrichthyes, Myliobatiformes, Myliobatidae.